Messenger RNA from Aphidius gifuensis, 1356 nucleotides. RefSeq names its product ATP-dependent DNA helicase pif1-like. The record is from RefSeq and is a predicted model, not a curated record. The transcript has a single exon. Gene Ontology annotation, biological process: DNA repair; telomere maintenance. Gene Ontology annotation, molecular function: DNA helicase activity; ATP hydrolysis activity. Lineage: Eukaryota; Metazoa; Arthropoda; Insecta; Hymenoptera; Braconidae. The coding region runs from base 1 to 1356 and encodes 451 amino acids.
AUGUCAGAUCAAGGUUACUGCACUGGUGAAAUCGUGGAAAGCCAAACAAUGUUUGAAAAGAUAUUCGAUGAAGCAGUAAGUUCCCAUUCGAGUAUUUGUUUUUAUGGUCCAACUGGUACUGGAAAAACAAAAAUGCUAAUGCGGCUGUAUACGGAAUUACGUAAAAAAAAUAAGGUCAAGAUAACAUCAUUAACUGCACGAGGAGCUGUCCGAUUUCGAAAAGAACUUGGUGAAGGAAAAACACUUACCAGACUUAGUGGUGUUGGUACUAGUGAAAAUGAGAAUAUUGUGUCUGCCAUGGAUUAUCUCGCAAGUGAAAUCUCUGAAACAGAUAUUUUAUUAAUUGAUGAUGUUAGUUUGAUGAAUCAAUCUGUUUUUGAAAAAAUUCACAAUUGCUUUUGUCAAAAACGUAAUGAAUACAAAAAACCAUUCGGUGGAGUCCGAUUAAUUAUAGCAGGAGAUACAUACAUGACGUCAUCAGAUGAGUUUCCAAGAUUUUUCGAAUCUUACAUUUGGGAUAAAUGCGCUUUUGUCACGUAUGAGUUGACAAAUUCUUUUCGUUAUGAUGCUAAAAGUCAACACUGGUUCGAUAUGUUGCUACGAAUUCGUUGUGGAACAGUUAUAGAUUCCGACUUGGAAAAAAUUAAAGAACUUGUUGCAGAUGAAAAUGAAGUCAACCUACGUUUGCAAGAAUAUUGGAAAGAUAACGAAACACAUGGAACUACUGAGUUUAUAAUGUAUAUAUGCACUCGUAAGGAUGAAGUUAAGUCACAUAACGAUGAACAGCUCCGAAAAAUCGAAAACUCAGAAAUUAUACCUUUAGAAGCUCAUGAUGAAGUUCCUGAAUCAGAAAAAAUAAAAAAUAUACUUACAGUGAAACUGGAUAAUGAAAUUGAUAAAAUUAUUGAAAUGAAAAUUGGUGCUACUGUUGUUACUACACGAAACCAAUCGAAUAUACCAUCGGGUACAGUGGGAGUUGUUAAACAAAUAAGUGAUGACACUGUGACAAUUGUUGUUACUAAUAGCAAAAAAGAAAUUGAAAUUAAACGUUGUUCAUAUGAUGUUGAAUAUGAGGACGAAAAAGAAACAUACUAUGCAAAACGUCUUCAAUUUCCUAUUACGCUGGGUUACGCUACGACAAUUCAGAAAGUAUUAGGUAUUGAGUUUGAGAAUGCUGUUAUUUCUUUAAAAGAACUAUGGUUGGAAGGUUAUUUUUAUACCGCUCUGAGUAGAGUAAAAAAUUAUAAAAAUAUAACACUCUUAUUACCUCCGUAUUUUUCCAUACGCAGUUUUAUUAAAAACUCUUCACGAAAUGGUGAAGCAUUUAACAAACUAAUUAACUUAAAUCAAGAUUAA